CAUAACUCCCCUGUCAUUGUUUUUGGAUUGUCUCGCGAUGGGGCGAACGGACGUGGUGUAUGCGCUGCUGUGCGUCGUCCUCCCCGCCUUGGUCGGCCUGCAUUUGUAUGUCGCGCCCUAUACCAAGGUCGAGGAGUCCUUUCAUAUCCAGGCCAUUCAUGAUCUGCUCGCUUUCCAGCUGCCCACGCGCAAUGUAGCGGAUACGCUGCGCGCCGAAUAUGAUCAUUUUACGUUCCCCGGCGCGGUGCCGCGCACGUUUGUCGGCGCCGUGACGCUCGCUGGGCUGUCGCGGCCGUUCAUCUGGUUGAAUGCCAGUAUUGAUAGGCAGUUUCUGGCGCGAGCACUCCUGGGCAUGCUGAAUUCCCUCUCGCUGCUGGCUUUCGCAUCGAGCAUGCGACGAGCCUUUGGCAAACCGGCGGCUGUGUGGUAUCUGCUCUUCCAGACCAGCCAGUUCCAUAUCCUCUUCUAUGCCACCCGGACCCUGUCCAACAUGUUCGCCUUUGGCAUGACCACCCUGGCGCUGAGCUACCUGCUCCCCGUGCCAGUCUCUCCCCGGGCAUACCAGAAACGCUGUCGCACUGCGCUGUUCCUGCUGACUCUGGCCGGCAUCAUCUUCCGCUCGGAGCUGGCGCUGCUGCUGGGCACCUUCACCAUCUAUCUCUACCUCACCGGCCGCGUCGACAUCCGACGAGACAUCCUCCCCGCCGGCGCCCUCGGCCUCAUCCUGGGUCUCUUCUUCACCGUCGGCGUGGACUCCUUCUUCUGGCAGCAAUUCCCCCUCUGGCCCGAAUUCGCCGCCUUCAAGUUCAACGUCCUCGCCGGCCAGGCGUCCGCCUGGGGCACCCACUCCUGGCACUUCUACUUCUCCAACGCCAUCCCUCGCCUCAUGCUCAACCCCCUGACCUGGCUCACGGCCAUCCCGCUGGCCUUCGCCCUCUCGCCCACCUCGCGCCCUGCCCAGCUGCUCACUGUCCCCUCCCUCGCCUUCGUUGCCAUCUACAGCCUCCAGCCGCACAAGGAAUGGCGCUUCAUCGUCUACAUCAUCCCCGCGCUCACGGCCACCGCCGCCCUCAGCGCCUCCUACGCCUGGACCCACCGCAGCAAAGGCCUCGCUCCGCGCCUCUUCUCCCUCACCCUCCUCCUCACCACCCUCGCUUCCUUCCUCGCCUCCACCAUCCUCCUCCUCCCCGCCUCCGCAGCCAACUACCCCGGCGCGCGAGCCCUCCACUCCCUCCACCACCACGCCGACACCUCCCACUCCCCUAUCUCCGUGUACCUCGGCAACCUAGCCUGCCAGACCGGCAUCACCCGCUUCCAACAACUCCCCCCCUCCGCCGGCUGGACGUACGAUAAAUCCGACUCCUCGGUCCAGGAGAACCCCACCUUCUGGUCCCAAUUCGCCUACGUCCUCGUCGAGCCUGGGGACGAGGAAAACCGUCUCCUCAAGGCCUCGGAGAUCGAUGCGCGCAGUCACCCCGUCCCUGUCUCUCUCGUCUGGGAGGAACUCGAUACCGUCUAUGGCUUUGCGGGUCUGCGCGUCCUGAGGCCUGGUGAUGUGCCGGGUGAUGUGGAGGUUGAGACACUGAAAGAGUGGUGUGGGGAGUCUUGUGCGGAACUGUUUCGGUCUGUGAGGGAUGGGGUGCGUGGGUUGGCGAGGGGCUGGUUUGUGGAGGUGAAGGUUGUGCCGAGGGUGAGGGUUUUGAGACGUGUUGAGUAGUUUUUAGUUAGAGGUAUUUUGGUAUCUCUGGAUGUAAUGGUAGGUGGGUAGGAAAAGUUGGUUGUUUUGUUAAGCUUGUUGGUGCUUAGUUCAUGGUUUAGUUACUAAUUUGUGGAUUGUUCUU
Molecule: messenger RNA, 1841 nt
Organism: Aspergillus steynii IBT 23096
Lineage: Eukaryota; Fungi; Ascomycota; Eurotiomycetes; Eurotiales; Aspergillaceae
Product: dolichyl-P-Man:Man(7)GlcNAc(2)-PP-dolichol alpha-1,6-mannosyltransferase
Exons: 3
Coding region: 38-1717 (559 amino acids)
Biological process (GO): protein N-linked glycosylation
Cellular component (GO): endoplasmic reticulum membrane
Molecular function (GO): alpha-1,6-mannosyltransferase activity
Source: RefSeq, a predicted model, not a curated record